AUGAUAGAGGUACUGACAACAACUGACUCUCAGAAACUGCUACACCAGCUGAAUGCCCUGUUGGAAUAGCAGCUGAGAUGUCAGCCAAAGGUCUGCGUUGCAAGACUGAGGAACUUUGAAGUAAAAGAUCUUCUUAGUCUAACUCAGUUCUUUGGCUUUGACACAGAGACAUUUUCUCUAGCUGUGAAUUUACCAGACAGAUUCCUGUCUAAAAUGAAGGUCCAGCCCAAGCACAUUGGGUGUGUUGGACUAAGCUGCUUCUAUUUGGCUGUAAAAUCAACAGAAGAGGAAAGCAAUGUUGCAUUGGCAACUGACUUAAUCUGAGUAAGUGUGUAGAGGUUCACGGUUUCAGACCUGAUGAGAAUGGAGAAGAUUGUACUGGAGAAGGUGUGUUGGAAAGUCAAAUCUACUAUUGACUUUUUGUUUCUACAACUCUGUCAUUCACGCCUUCAAGAGAAUGUGCCACAUGAAAAGAGUAGCCUUAAUUUUGAAAAACUAGAAGCCCAAAUUAAGACAUGCUACUGCAGGAUCAUAUUUUCUAAAGCAAAGCCAUCUGUGUUGACAUUGUCUAUCAUUGCAUUGGCGAUCCAAGCACAGAAGUGUAUAGAGUUAACAGAAGGAGUAGAACAUCUUCAGAAACUUUCCAAGAUCAGUGGCAGAAAUUUGACUUUCUGGCAAGAUCUCGUAUUCAAGUGUUUAACUGAACAUUCAUCGAACAAGUGUGUCAAACCAAAUAUUCUGAAGUUGAAGUGGAUUGUUUCUGGGCGUAGUUCAUGGCAACUGAGACAUAGAUACUACAGAAUAACCCACCUUCCAACAAUUACUGAAAUGGUCCUUUAA
Molecule: messenger RNA, 840 nt
Organism: Odocoileus virginianus texanus
Lineage: Eukaryota; Metazoa; Chordata; Mammalia; Artiodactyla; Cervidae
Product: cyclin-G1
Biological process (GO): regulation of cyclin-dependent protein serine/threonine kinase activity; mitotic cell cycle phase transition
Cellular component (GO): cyclin-dependent protein kinase holoenzyme complex; cytoplasm; nucleus
Molecular function (GO): cyclin-dependent protein serine/threonine kinase regulator activity
Source: RefSeq, a predicted model, not a curated record